Helianthus annuus (common sunflower) is the source of this 1560-nucleotide messenger RNA. RefSeq lists its product as uncharacterized. The record is from RefSeq and is a predicted model, not a curated record. The coding region runs from base 8 to 1354 and encodes 448 amino acids. The transcript has 2 exons. NCBI's taxonomy places the organism in Eukaryota, Viridiplantae, Streptophyta, Magnoliopsida, Asterales, Asteraceae.
UCUGGUGAUGAGUUCUAACCUAGUCAAUCUCAUUUCAGAAUGCUUCAUCAAACCACUGAACGAGCUCUCACCUGAGGCAAAGCAGCCUAUCCAUUUCACACCUUUUGAGCUGGCCUGGCUCAACUUCAAAUACUCCCAAAGAGGUCUCCUUUUCAGAAAACCACCUUCACCGGAUUGUUUCUCAAUAACCACUUUCUUGAAUCACCUCCAACACUCUCUCUCCGCCACCCUCACUCAUUUCUACCCGCUCGCCGCCCGUUUUGCCACUAGAAAACAAGAAAACCCACCUUCAUAUGUCAUCUACUUGGAUCCAGAAAACUCCCCUGGCGCCAAGUUUAUUUAUGCCAAGGCGGGAGCCACAGUAUCCGAUGUACUUGACCCACCCGACGUACCUUUACUUGUCCAUUCGUUUUUUGAUCUUAAUAACGCCAUUUGCUAUGACGGUCACACAUUGCCUCUGUUAUCCAUUCAGGUGACUGAACUUGUGGAUGGAAUAUUCAUCGGUUGCUCUUUCAACCACAUGGUGACCGACGGGACCUCUUUAUGGCAUUUCAUGGCUGCUUGGAGUGAAAUAUUUAGAUCCGGAGGACAAUCAGUUUCUCGUCCUCCGGUAUUCAAGCGAUGGGUGCUGGAUGGAUAUGAUCCUAUAAUCAAUCUCCCCUACAACCAUCAAGAUCAGUUUAUUGAACGUUUUGAAAAUCAAACCUUUAAAGAGCGAUUCUUCAGUUUCUCCUCAACGGCCAUCUCCAAACUCAAAGCAACAGCAAAUUCUGAAUGCAGUACGCAAAAGAUUUCAAGUUUACAAGCCGUGAUCGCGCUUUUAUGGAGGUGCAUCACCCGUGCGCGAUGUCUACCACAUGAUUGUGAAAUCACUUGUUCGUUGAUGUUUUCUACGCGGGCAAGGUUAAACCCGCCUUUGUCAGAUGAUUAUUUUGGUAACCCGGUUCACAUUGUGGGAGGCAAAGCAACUGUGGGGGAUUUGUUGGCUCAUGGUCUUGGUUGGGCGGCUUUCCGACUACACGAAGCCGUGAUAAACCACGAUGAUAAAGCAAUCAAGGAAGAGGUUGAGUCAUGGAUAAAAAGUCCCGUGAUAUAUAAACGGAUUCAUCUGUUUGGUGCAAACCUUGUGCGAGCUGCGAGCUCACCGAGAUUUGACAUGUAUGGGUGUGAAUUUGGAUUGGGUAAAGCGCUUGCGGUUAGAAGCGGGUGCACUAACAAAUGCGAUGGGAAGAUAACAAUGCAUCCGGGGCGAGAGGGUGGCGGUAGUAUGGACGUAGAAGUUUGCCUUUUGCCGGAAUAUAUGAAAAAUAUUCAAUCUGACCAGGAGCUCAUGAGUUAUCUAAUGAUAUACUAAGAGAUGAGUUUGCUUCUGUUGGAUCUGGUUUAGGAUCGGUCCAUGAUGGGCGCUAAACCCGCGUUAACGGGUCAGUCACAUGUUAAGUGAAUGUGUCUUGUUUGUUUCCGUAUUUUCUGUUGUUCAUUGAAUUGUUCUAUUGAGUCUGUAAGCUAUUUGUGGCUCUUCCUUUAUUGAAUGAGAUAUCACUGUUUUGAGAGUCUAUU